CUGUAUGUGCCUAGUAAACGACGAGGAAGUACUGAGCCUCACUACGACCGAGGACCAUGGAGUUGAAGACAACUCACCUACACAGUGGUUACUGGUUACAGGUGCCCGCUGCUUCACCAUUUUACCAGCGAAACAGUAUGACAAGGGCGCGCCGAGACCUGGCGGGAAUUACCGGAAUGUCUGAGGGACAUUGUUUCGUCAUGUGCAUAAACCUCGGUAUUGUCUAUUAGCAGAGACCGGAGUGGUUUCGAGAGGAGGAGGGGUAGGGCAGACAGGUAGGAGUCUAUUGCUUCAGUAGUUGUUUCGUUUUCACUUCUUGUUAACGUUACCAGGUAAAUAACCAACCACCAUGGAUAACCACAAGGAGAAUAAGAUAAGGAAACAGUCCAUGAAAACCAAAUCUACAAAACGCAAAGAGAAGAAAUACAAAGCCGGGAAGCUUUUCCGAAGGAAAUCGUUGAAGUCCGUUGGGAAUUUUAUGAGCAGGAUACUGAAAACUUUGGGAACUUUGGCACACUUCGGCGACGUCGAGCCACCUGACGGUGAGGAUGAUGAUGGCGGGUUCAGAGACAGCGCCGCGUGCACUUUGAGUGCCAACUCAGGGAAUUUGAAUAAAGAAGAACUUCAGGUCUCGAGGGAGAUUAAGGUGAAGAAGAGCGCCUCAACUUUGUCUUCUCAUGGAUCUAUAAAAGACAGGCUGUCGUGGUGCUAUGGCGACAAAACUCCCGGAGUCCUUGGGCUGAAGAAUCAUGGAAACACUUGUUUCAUGAAUGCGGUGGUUCAGUGCCUCAGUAAUACGGACCUGCUGGCCGAGUACCUUGGUUUGGAACAAUAUAAAUCUGAUUUGUGUCAGGGGAGAGUAAACGGAAUUGUAAAAAACGAGGACGCGCAACUUGCCAGGGGUGAGGUGACCACACAGUUGGCAUCCUUGGUGCGGGCGCUUUGGACCCUUGAGUAUACCCCUCAACUGUCCGUGGAAUUCAAGAGUAUUGUGUCCAAGUACGGCUCUCAGUUCAGGGGGAACUCUCAGCAUGAUGCCCUGGAGUUCCUGCUCUGGCUCCUGGACCGCGUCCAUGAGGAUGCCAACCCCACCACCAACAACAACCACAGCAGCAGCAAGACCAAAGCCAACGGAAAGGGCCCGCUGGGUGGAGGGGAGGAGAGCCCUGUCUCCGGUCCAGCAGCAGCACAACAGCCUGGGACGCGGCACAGCUUCGUCCAGGACCACUUUCAGGCACAGUACAGGUCCUCCCUGACAUGUCCACAUUGCCUUAAACAGAGCAACACCUUUGACCCCUUCCUCUGCAUCUCACUGCCCAUUCCCCUGCGGCAAACCAGGUGUAUGCGUGUGACCCUGGUGUUCGGUACUAAGGGUCAGAGGUAUCUACGUGUCGGUCUGGCUGUGCCUCUCAUCGGCUCCAUCUCCUGCCUGCGUGCCAUGGUUGCUGAGGAGGGCAAGACCACGCCAGACCAGGUGGUCCUGUCCGAGCUCUACGCCACUGGCUUCCAGCGUUCGUUCUCUGACGACGACGAUAUGAACAGCGUUGCCGAGAGCGAUGUGGUCUAUGCCUUCCAGGCUCCGCCCCUCCAUACACGGGGAGGCUCCACAAGAAUCUCGGGCUUCCACCACAGCCUCCCAUCCUCGCCGUACACCUCUGGGCCAGAGGGUAAAAGGAUACCCCCAUCGACCACUCUGUCCUCAGAGUUUCUGAACCACGGUGGUUCCACCAAGGUCCUCCUCGUAAUCUGCAACACGGCAGGCUCUGGCCAGCAGGCCGUCAGGUUCGGCCCUCCCUUCCUCAUGAGAGAGGAGCGUACCAUGUCCUGGGACCAGCUCCAGCAGAGUAUCCUCAGCAAGCUCUAUUACCUGAUGCUGAACGGAUCACAGGCUCAGAAUGCAGGGUCGCUGUUCAAGGUCAGAGUGGUGGGAGGAUCUGCCUCCUACAGCUACCUGUCCCCACAAGAUGGACGCCCUCUCUUCCACCCUGCCGUGGACAGAGCCCUGAAGUUAUGUGGCCCGGGAGGACCUCCCCACGUGAAGCUGGUGAUUGAGUGGGAACACAAGAUCAAAGAAUGUCUGUUUGGUAACAUCCAGGAGGAGGUGGUGAAGGACUCAGAGAGUGUGAGAGUCCAGCAGCAGCAGCACCUGCAGCAGCACAGCUGUACCCUGGACGAGUGCUUUCAGCUCUACACCAAAGAGGAACAGCUGGCCCCAGACGACGCAUGGAAGUGUCCCCACUGUAAGCAGCUCCAGCAGGGCAUGGUGAAGAUGUCCCUGUGGACCCUCCCCGACAUCCUCAUCCUCCACCUCAAACGCUUCCGACAGGUGGGCGAGCGGCGCAACAAGCUGUCCACCCAGGUGCGCUUCCCCCUGGCCGGGUUGGACAUGGCCCCCCACGUGGUGAAGAGGUCCCAGAGCAUGAGGAACCUGGGGGACCUGGGACCCUGGCCCCCCACAUGGAAACAGCCUGAAGGCAGCAGUCAUCAUAUUAGUCACCCAGACAUGGCCCUGCCUCCUGACUUCCUGUAUGACCUCUAUGCAGUGUGUAACCACCAUGGUGGGAUGCACGGCGGACAUUACACAGCGUACUGCAGGAACUCAGUGGACGGCCAGUGGUACAGCUAUGACGACAGCAGUGUGGACCUGGUGCCUGAGGAGGAGGUGUGUACCAGGGGGGCCUACAUACUGUUCUACCAGAGGCGUAACGUCAUCCCCCCCUGGUCCGCCAGCAGCUCAAUCAGAGGCUCCACCAGUUCCUCCAUGUCGGACCACUGGCUGGUCCGUCUGAAUGGGGACAGUAAGAGGGGUAGUCUGGUGUCCCGCUCCUCCACCACCUGCCCCUCCUCUGUCCCCGACUCCCCAGAGUCCCCCGUCUUCCUUGAUGACCCGCCCAGAGAGGAGGAAGGUGAGGGGCCUGGGAAACAUGAGAUGCAUGGUAAACCAAAGAAAGGUGGUUUUGAGACCAGGCCGUUUGUACGGGGAAUCCAGGGUCGUAGCGUCAGCAUGAGGACCCCCACUAAGAACAAAGAGACACUGAACAAGGUCCUCCCCCUACGCUGGUCGUUCGGCUCCAAGGACCGCCGAAAAACUGCAGCCGAGGCCGCCCCUGCUCCCAUCCCCGCCCCUGUGGAACUGGUGGAGUACCUAGAGUCUGGAAGAAGACCUCGCUGCACCAAGGAGUCUAUUGUCAAUUUAAUGACGAGCUCUGAGAGCCGGAAGGGUCCUGCCAUCAGCUCCCCCAGUGUGGGAAGCAGCCUGAACUGCAUGGGACAACCAGAGUCUCCGCAGAUGCCAGAGGGCCAGAGAAGACCAGUCACAGACAAGACAGGGAGUCUGAGACGAAGUAGCAAAGGGUCCCAUCAGCAGCAGAGAGACCAGGGGGACCAGAGAGACCAGAGGGACGAGGGUAGGAUGGGCAGUAGUAGUAGUACUAACACUCUGACCAGGAGGAAUACCAAGAAGAGUAAGGAGAAGGACCAGGGAAAGCCCCAAGAGGCCCCAUCUAGGAGGGGGUCUAGUGCAGGCGUCCAGUCCAGCUCCAGCACCCACAGCCUCAAGGACAGAGACUGGGAAGGCACCCUGAGGAGAGGGGCCAAGGGCCUCCAGGGCCCACCACCACGGGAUCAUCUGAUACCACCCGAGGGAGAAAAGACCAGGAAAGGUGAGAAGGUAGAGGAGGACUCCAAGAGCCACGAGGGGCUGCUGUCUUUCUUCAAGAGCAACUUCAAGAAGAAGGACAAGGAGUUGUCAUCUUCUCGCAAGUCCGACUCUGGAAAAGUUGGCGACGUCAGCAGGUCCAGCACCUCUCGGCUGUCCCUGUCCAGUGGAGCCCCAGGAGGGGCCACGAAGAUGGGGGAGGGGAAAUCCAAUGGAGCCCCCCGCAACGGGGGUGCCAAUCGUCUCGGAGACGAGCUGCCCAACAGUAAAGCCAGACGCGCCGCUGCCGCCGAUAUCAAACGCUCUCAGAGCUCAUCCAACAUCCCCAGCAAGGAGGAGUCUAGCUUGCGAAGGACCGCCUCUUUACACCGUAAAGGGCUGUCCCAUGACGUGGCUCCGCCCCCUCGCAGCCUCUCAGCCGAGAAGCCCUCCUACGGUACCCUGCAGAAGACUCGCUAUAGUACCAACUCACUGGGACGCAAGAGGACGGUCCCCGAGUCCAGCUUUUAGCUGACACGCACACACCCCCUGACACACACACACCAGGGUCGUUUUCACUAGGCACCAAACAGAAGAAAAUGGACUGAAACAGGGAGGGACUAGCUUCAUUUGUCCAGUAAGAAAUGUUUGUUUUUGUUUUCCAUUGUAAAAUGUUUACUCGAUUUUGCUAUGGUGACUUUGUGCACUAAUCAAUCUGACCCUGAUCAAAGCAAUGGAGCUCAGCUGGAAGGAUACACCUGUAGGUACACACAGAAGCACAGGCAUGUGUAUAUAACACAAGGUGGCUCCCUCCGGUGUUGUGGAGGGGUAUAGCGUCAGUGAAAGAGCCAGUCACAGGGCCAAGGAGAACACUUAGGAAAGGUGACACAUGAAGUACGCCUGCUAACAUAAACAAAAUGUCAUAUCAGAAUGAAUAUUUUCUUAUUCCAGUUUUGUUUUUAUUUAUUUUUAUUUGUAAAAAAUGAUUGUGACUUAACAAGUGCCUCAGUAACUGAUAUGCAGAUUUAAACCAAUGUGUUUGUGGACACCUGGUCAUCACCGGAAGCACAUGUCGUAUUCACACUCACAUACACGCACACACACACACACACACACACACACAGGCAUGCACACGCACACAUUAUCUACACUCGUGUCUUAAAAUCAUCGUAAAUGAGUGGCAUUCAUCACUUUAUCUUCCUCAGUCGGUUUGUCCAAUAGUGGCACCUAAAGGAAUGUUAUGACAGUGUCAUGACAAUACGUUUUGUUGUUAUGUCUGUACGCUCUAGAUGAUUUGGACCAAAACAUGGAUUCAUUGGAAGUCUACAUCAGAGCUUUAAUAGGUGAUUUCCUCCUAGAUUGAACUAUGAAUGAUUUAACUGGUUGUAUGUGCUGCUUGCACUGCAAACUGGCUGCUAUAUAGAUUCGCACAUUGCAAAUGAAGGUUAUGAUAUUGCACUUUCUACAAUGCCAAUGGUACCGAACUCUCCCUUUCAUGCAGUAAGAAAGAUUCCCUCCCGACAAUAUAACUUGGCCUACGCAACACGUCCCCCUUUAUUCUUAAACUUGUGAAAAUAUGCAGUUUGACCACACAAUCCAUUAUUAUCAAUUUCAAGUACAUUUUUUUUAAAUUUGACAUUUUUAGUACUAAAGUCUGGUUUUAUGAUUCUAAUGAAAUGACUGUGUUUUAAAUGAAUAAAAAAUGACCUCAGA
Oncorhynchus keta (chum salmon) is the source of this 5350-nucleotide messenger RNA. RefSeq names its product ubiquitin carboxyl-terminal hydrolase 43-like. The coding region runs from base 350 to 4168 and encodes 1272 amino acids. Gene Ontology annotation, molecular function: cysteine-type deubiquitinase activity. The record is from RefSeq and is a predicted model, not a curated record. Gene Ontology annotation, biological process: protein deubiquitination. NCBI's taxonomy places the organism in Eukaryota, Metazoa, Chordata, Actinopteri, Salmoniformes, Salmonidae. The transcript is spliced from 16 exons.